GAGCAGUUCCCCUGGAUCACCUACUCCGACCUCUGGAUCCUCGGUGGCGUCGCCGCCAUCCAGGAGAUGCAGGGUCCCAUCAUCCCCUACCGUCCCGGCCGCAAUGACGGUGAGGCCGCCGCCUGCACCCCUGACGGCCGUCUCCCCGACGCCUCCCAGCGCGAGAAGCACCUCCGUGACAUCUUCUACCGCAUGGGCUUCAACGACCAGGAGAUUGUUGCUCUCUCUGGCGCCCACGCUCUCGGACGCUGCCACGUCGACCGCUCCGGCUUCGACGGUCCCUGGACUUUCUCCCCUACCGUCUUGACCAACGACUACUACAAGCUUCUGCUUAACGAGAAGUGGCAGUGGAAGAAGUGGGAUGGUCCCGCUCAGUACGAGGACAAGGGCACCAAGUCCCUGAUGAUGCUUCCCGCCGACUACGCCCUGAUCCAGGACAAGACCUUUAAGAAACAGGUCGAGGUGUACGCCAAGGACAACGAGGCCUUCUUCAAGGACUUCUCCAACGUCAUCGUCAAGCUGUUCGAGCUCGGUGUUCCCUUUGCCCAGGGUGCUGAGGAGCGCUGGACCUUCAAGCCCACUUGGCAGGAUUAAAGCAAUCGCUCAUCCUGAAGGGUGACUGACUGGGGAAAGAAAAACGAUAGAGCAAAGAGGAAGAGAGAUAUCCACGCGGAAUGGCGUACCGAGAGAUAGAGAGGAGGAAAGAGUCUGUUCGAGAGAGUGGCGUCCACUUGAUGCCCCCUUCUCCUCGAACUUGGUUUUCGAGCGUCUGACCAAGCUACCUGUAGUCCACUCCUGGACUUGUUUUCAUAUUUAUGUUGUUUAUGUCCAUAGUUCUUGUAAAACAUCAACACGAACCUUGAAAGACCUAACGUACCUUCCGCACCAAUUGAAAUGCCCGCCUGCAGCGUGGGAAGAUGGAGGUGACAUGAGGUCGGAAUAGAGAUGAGA
Colletotrichum godetiae is the source of this 951-nucleotide messenger RNA. RefSeq names its product heme peroxidase. Gene Ontology annotation, biological process: cellular response to oxidative stress; hydrogen peroxide catabolic process; response to reactive oxygen species. Gene Ontology annotation, molecular function: heme binding; peroxidase activity. The annotation marks the transcript as partial. The transcript is spliced from 4 exons. Lineage: Eukaryota; Fungi; Ascomycota; Sordariomycetes; Glomerellales; Glomerellaceae. The record is from RefSeq and is a predicted model, not a curated record.